This is a messenger RNA of Plasmodium reichenowi, 7449 nucleotides long. Its product is annotated as cyclin. The transcript is spliced from 2 exons. The record is from RefSeq and is a predicted model, not a curated record. Lineage: Eukaryota; Apicomplexa; Aconoidasida; Haemosporida; Plasmodiidae. Bases 1 to 7449 code for a protein of 2482 amino acids.
AUGUAUGUGUGUAUGAUGAAUCCUCUCUUGUUACCUUUUAAAGGAGAUAAUAAAACUAGUAAAAAAAAAAUUGAUAUUAAAAUAAAAAGUAAAGAGGCAUAUAACUUAGAUUUAGUACUCUUAAUUAAUAGGAAGAGGAAAUAUGAAUAUUAUAAUGUAUAUGUGUAUCAUAUAAUUAGUUUAGUUAAAAAAAAUAAAGUACAAGAAAGAUAUUUAUUAUCAUUACAGAAAAUGAAAGAAAAUAUCUUAAAAAAUAAAAGAAAAAUAAAAGAAUAUAAAAUUAGAAAAAAAAAUAUUCCAACAAAUAAUAUUGUAAGGAAAUAUAUUGAUACAUAUAUAUAUAUUAUAAAAAGAUAUUACAAGAAUGAUGAUUAUGAAGUCUUAUUAACUUUGUUCAACCUUCAUCAUGCAUUAUACAUAUUUUUAUCACAUAUAUUAAGAUUUUAUAAUAUGUUUCACAUUACGAAGAAGAAACAAGUUGAUAAAAAAGAAAAAAGAAAAAAAAGAAAAAAAAGAAAAAAAGAAGAAAAAAAAAGUUUAGCAUCAAAUAGCAAGGGUUAUAAAAAUGAUAAAUUAUUUCUAUGGGUAGAAAAUGACAUAUGUAAUACAUAUUGUUAUGAUAAUAAUUUUGUGAUUAAUAAUUAUGGAGAUAUAAAAUUAAGAAAUAAUAAUAUACAUUUUGUGAUUCCUAAUAUUAUUAUUAUAAAAUUAAAUGAAUUAUUUCACCAUAUAAAUGUUAUUAAAUAUAAGUGUCUUUUUUUUUACGAUAACAAAAAGUCUGAUUGGGAGAUACUUAAUCAUAUCGAGAUGAACAAACAAUUAAAAAAAAAAAUAAAUAAUAAUAAUAAUAAUAAUAAUAAAAAUGAAUAUUUAUUUUUAUAUUUAUAUUUAUAUUUAUAUACAUUUAUGUAUAUUAAAGAUAUGCCUUUUUAUCUAUAUAAUAAAAUAAAAAAAAGAAAUCCUAAUACGAUCUUUAAUCAUCGUUUGUAUUUUUCUCUAUAUGGAAAGAAAUAUUCUCCUUAUAAAAAUACUUGUCUGAGUAAGAAAAAAAAAAAAAAUAACAUAAAAAAUUAUAAUAUUAGCAUAAAUAAUGAAUACCACAGUGGUGAUGAUUUUAUAUUCUAUAAAAACUUUUAUCAUAAUAAUGAUUUGUUAUAUAAAAGUAAAAAGUGUACAAUGAAACAUUGUGAUUAUAUAAUAAAUACGUUAGUUUCACAGAGAAAGUUCCGGACCGUCCAAAAAAAAUUCAUAUCAAAAGGAUUUUAUAAUAAAAUAAUAAAAAUAAAGAGAAAAGGCAUACACUCUUUCUUUGAUUGUGUAUAUUUUUAUGUAUAUAAUAAAGAUAAAAAUAUAAAUAUUAGAAAUAUAUAUGAUAUAUUGAAAUGUUUAUGUACAGAUCAUAUAUUUUUUUAUCGAGCAAUAAAAGUUCUAUUUCUUUAUAAUUAUAAAUAUUAUAAUAAUAUUUAUAAAAAAGAAAAUAUCUCAAAUAUAUUUUUAUUGAACAAAAGAAAUGAUAUGUUCCACAUGUAUGAUAUUAUAUAUAAUAUAAAUUAUAUUUAUGGAGUUCAUAAAAAUAGGUAUCCUUUUAUUAAUCUGUCUAAUAAAUAUUUCCUUUUUUUUAUGGAUGGACCAAGGAUAAUAAUUCCUUUACGAAAUGUAAAAGUAUUCUUACCACAAGAAAUUAUUAAUAAACUUGUUUAUAAAUCAUCGACUUUAUAUGAUACACUACAUAAAAAUUUGAGACAUACUACUAGAACUAAUUUUUCUUUAGUAUACAAUAGUAAGGAUGGGAAUAAAAAAAGAAAGAAGAAAAGAAAAAAAAAUGAGCAACGUUUUGUAAAGAGAUAUAAUAAAUAUAAUGUAAAGGAAGGAUAUAAUAAUAUAUGUGAUGAUAAUAUGGGUUAUAAUAAUAUGUGUGAUGAUAAUAUGGGUUACAAUAAUAUAUGUGAUGAUAAUAUGGGUUAUAAUAAUAUAUGUGAUGAUAAUAUGGGUUAUAAUAAUAUAUGCGAUGCUAAUAUGUGUGAUAAUUGUCAUCAUGAAGAUAUAUUUAUCAAGGGAUGUAAAACAAAAAAACGAAAAAAAACAAAUUAUAUAGGAUAUAGUUCAUGUGACGAAGAGGAAUGUUUUAUUUCCGAAGAAAAGAAAAGAAUGUCAAGGAUAUGUCCAUUUAUAAAUUAUAUGAAUGAUAAAAUUAUGAACUCAUAUUUAUCAGAAGCAGUGUUUGAACAGAAGACUCUAGAAAUGGAGCUAUCCAUUUUAAACAAAGGGGGGAAAAAAGGGAAAAAUAUUAUAAGAAAUGAAAAAGAAGAUGGUAUGGUAGUGUGUCCAGGAAUGAAUGAAGAAAAUAUAUUGCACGAACAUUUUAUAAAUAAAAAUAAUAAAAUUGACAACAAUAAUAAUAACAACAACAAUAAUAAUAACAACAAUAAUAACAACAACAACAAUAAUAAUAAUAAUAAUAAAAAUAACCCUAAUUAUGAUAGAAGGUUCGAUGAUGACGCUUCAACUACCUCGUGCGAUAAACAAAUGAUUUGUAUUAAUAAAGAAAAGAAAGUGUUAAUAAAAAAAAAAAUGGAUGGAGUAUUAUGUGAUGACUUGCCACAAGAAUGUAUAGAUAAUAUGUUAAGAACUACAUGUAGUAUAAGUAUCCCUGGAUUACUUGAAAAAGAAAAUAAAGAUGAUACUGGAGAGAAUAUGAUUACUAGGUCGAAUAUAUAUAAUGGGAAUAAAAUUAAUGAUAAAUCAUAUGAUCAUAAUUCGUAUGAUGGAUAUACAUCAUAUGAUAAUAAUUGUAAUGAUAAUUAUAUUAAUAUUUCUAAUAAUAAUGACAGCUCGGUUGACGAGACACCCCAUGGUGUCUCAUCUAAGGAUAAUAAUAAGAACAAUAUUAAUAAGGAUGAUUAUAUUAAUAAGGAUGAUUAUAUUAAUAAGGAUGAUUAUAUUAAUAAGGAUGAUUAUAUUAAUAAGGAUGAUUAUAUUAAUAAGGAUGAUUAUAUUAAUAAGGAUGAUUAUAUUAAUAAGGAUGAUUAUAUUAAUAAGAAUGAUUACAUUAAUAAUAAUAAUUACAUCAAUAAUAAUAAUUACAUCAAUAAUAAUAAUUACAUCAAUAAUAAUAAUUACAUCAAUAAUAAUAAUUACAUCAAUAAUAAUAAUUACAUCAAUAAUAAUAAUUACAUCAAUAAUGAUGAUUAUAUUAAUAAUAAUAAUUACAUCAAUAAUAAUGAUCAUAUUAAUAAUAUUCCUUAUGGCGCUAGAAUUAAGGAUGUAAAUGAUUUGCCCAUAAAAUGUAAGGAAUGUACUGAAAAUGAUUGUAAUAUAUUGGGCUAUGGAAAUUAUGAAUGUAAUAAAAAGAAUAACCGUUUUGAUAAAUGCUGUAAAGAGAAAAUAAAUGGUGGCGAUUUAGAAGUAGAGGUUAUGGAAAGGCAUAGUAAUAUAUUAAUUAACAGAGGGAUAAAAACAAAGAAAUGUGUUGAUUAUUCUUUAUAUAAUACAUAUGCGAAAUCAUCUUUUUUACAAUGUGCUGAACAAGCAGAUAAUCAUUUUAUAGGUAAUUAUUUAGAUAGAUAUAGUGAUGAGAAUUAUUUCCAUUUAAGGCAAAAAAUAAAGUUAUGUUUAUCAAGAACGUUUGCUAAUUUGAAGACAACUAGAGAAACUUGUGUUUUACAUUUUACAAAUUUGAUUUUUGAUUUAUAUAUAAGUAGAUUUAAUUCAAAAGAAGAAAUAAUUAAAAGUAUAAUUGAUGAUAUUGUAACAGAAGAAAAACAAUUUUCGGAUGUUAUGAUACAAUUAUUAAAAGAAUAUUAUCCGAAGAUAUAUAAUGAUUUUAUAUAUAAAGAACAAUUAAAAAAUAAAUAUAAAAUAUUAUAUGAAGAAUUAAAAGAUUCAUGUGAUUUAAUAUAUCAUUUCAUAGCAAUUAUUUGUUUAUUUAUUUCUCAAAAAUAUUAUAAUUAUAGAUUAAUAUCUAUAGAUUUAAUAGCAAAAACAUAUUGUAAAAGUCAUUUAGAAGGAUUAAAAAAAGUAUAUUCAUAUGAUAACAUAUUAAUAAAAGAUGCGUCUCCAGAUUAUUAUUCAGCUACACAAUAUUUAGAUACAACCUUUUCAUCUUAUAGUGUAAAUAAAAAUUUCGCGUUAGAAGUUGAAAUAUGUAUACUUAAAAAAUUAAAUUAUGAUUUAUCUAUACCAACACCAUAUAGUUUAUUAGAUAGUUUAUUAAAAGCUAAUGAAAAUCUUAAUUUCUUAAAAACAAGAAAUGAUUAUAAUUCAACAGAAGGAGAAAUUUUAUUAAGAAUUGCAAGUAUAGAUAAUACUUUCUUAAAAUAUAAAUCUUCAACAUUGGCUAUGGCUAUAUAUGAAAUACUCAACUUUAAUAUAUGUAAAGACAAAAUGCAGAAAGAACUUUUUGUUUUUUCACAAAAUAAAUCUUAUUAUGACGACAUAACUACUCAUAUGGAUUAUACACCUCAAAAUGUCAUUAUUAAAAAUGAACAUAUGGCUGAUAAACAAAAAGUAGACAUUUAUUCUGAACAAAAAUAUGAUCACACGAAUGAUACUACUAUUAAUAUUAAUAAAUAUAAUGAUGGUGACAAUAAUAAUAAUAAUAAAUAUAAUGAUGGUGACAACAACAACAAUAAUAAUAAUAAUGAUGUUGAUAAGGGUACACAUAAAAACAAACAAAUACAAAUACAAUUACAAAAUAAAUAUUAUUCCUCCAUUCUUUUAGAUAAUGAAAGAAAAGAAAAAGAAAAAAAAAACGAAUUAAAAUUAUUAAAAAGACAAGCAAGAAGUUUGGUUAUUGCUGAAGAGGAGGAUCGAUUUAUAACAGCAUCUAAAUAUAUUAAUGAAAAAAAUAAAAUGUUUAAAUUAAUAAAAAAUAUUAUAAUAUAUUUGUGUUCACUUAUGAAAAAAAAAAUACCCAAGUCUUAUUAUAAAUGUGAUUAUGAUUUUAGUAAUAAACUAAAUUAUUAUAUUAAGCGUUUCCAAAAAGGAAAACAAAAUUAUAUGAAAAAAAUAAAGAAAAGCAACAAUAAUAAUAAUAAUAAUAAUAAUGGAAAUAAUAAUGGAAAUAAUGGCAAUAAUGGCAAUAGGGGAAAUAAUGGCAGUAGUGGCAAUAAUGGCAAUAGGGGCAAUAAUGGCAAUAGGGGCAAUAAUGGCAAUAGGGGCAAUAAUGGCAAUAGGGGCAAUAAUGAUAAUUCCAUUUUUAAAGAUGGAUGUAAGGAGGACACAUAUUAUAAUAAAAAAAAAAGAAAAUUUCAACAAUCUUAUUCAUCCGAGUGCACAACGUACAUUAGAGAUAUUAAUCAAGAUAGUGCAAACAUAAAAAAGGACACAACAAAAAUAGAAUAUAACAACAUAUAUGAUAAUAAGAAAUCUAGUUAUCACAAAAAUAAAAAAAUAAAUACAAAUAAAGAAAUACGUUCACACAAAAAAGAAAAAAACACAAAAGUUAUACAACAGGUGGACACAAAUAAAAUUAAGAAAAAUAUAGACAACUCAUUUAAAAAAAAUAAGAAAUUAAAUAAGAAACAAGAAAAAAAUGAAAAACUAUUUUGUGAAACCAAGAAAAAAAUUAUUAAACGUUUCAAAAAAUAUAUGAAGAAAUUAAUAAAAACCAAGUAUGACGAUAUACCAAUACAAUAUUGUACAUCAUAUAUUUUACAAGGAAAACAAUUAAAGAUAUACCUAAAAAAAAAAGAUCAUCAUGAUUUUCAUAUGAAUAAUAAUAAUAAUAUAUAUCAAACGGAUGAUCAAAAAAAUAAAAAUAAAAAUAAUAACAAUAAUAAUAAUAAUAAUAAUCAAAAUAAUAAUCAAAAUAAUAAUAACCGUUGUGGUAUCAUUAAAUUAGAAACACACAAUAAAUCAAAAAAUAAUUACAUCAUUGGAACGCGUACGAAAUCCACAGAUGAACAUCUUAUAUAUUAUUAUAAUUAUAUUAGCAAAUUAAGAAACAGACUAAUUAAAGGCUUGAAAUAUUUCCUAUUUCGAAUUAGUAAAAUAAAAAAAAGAAAAGUACGCCUACAUAUUAUGAACUUGAAUUAUUUAAUUAAUAAAAAAAAAAAAAAAAAAUAUAUCAAGAAAAAAAAAACUAUAGUCAAAAAUAUGUCUUUCUAUAAACAACUCAUCAAAGAAAUAAAGAUUUUAUUUCUGUGGAUUUAUAAAUUAACAAAUAUUGAAAUAAGACCACUCAUACAUUUUAAGGAUUUAAAACAUAUCACCAUUAUAAAAAAAUAUGAACAAAAUUAUUCCCACUAUAUUAUGAACAAGUUUAAUAAUUCCCACAAUACAAAAAAUCCAUCCUGUAGUAAAAAAAAUAAAAAUAUAAAAAAAAAUAAUUACAAUACGACAAAUAAUAAUAAUUAUGAGAACACUACCAUUGUGAAAGAAUCUAAUAAAGAAGAAACAAAAAAAGGUGUAAAAAAUGAACGUGUGAAAAAUAAUUACAGUGGAAAAAAUACUCCAAAAUGUUCACCAGCGAUUACUUUAAAUACAUCUAAAGAAAAGGUACAAAUUAAUAAGGAAAUAACAAAUAUGAAAAAAAAAGGCAGAACCAAAAUGAAUCAAGAAUAUAUAGAGGAAGUAAUUAAAUGUAUUACAUGGGAUGAUAAAACAUUCUAUCCAUUUGUAAAACACAACUCUUUAAUGAGUACACAUCAAAAGAGUUCUGAUAAGAAAGAGGGACAAAAGACUCAUUCGGCUUAUGAAUAUAAAGAUAAUAAGAAAGAGUUAGCAUACCGGGAAAAUGAAAAAGAUGUGGGUCGUGAAAAUAAGAUAAUCUUUUUUGAAGAACAUAUAAAUAGAAGCAACAAUAAAAACAUGGAUACAACACCUGGUGCAGAUGAGAAAAAAAAUAAAAAAAUAAAUAUUAUAAACGAUAUGGAAAAUCAGAAAGGGAAUGAAAAUAAAAGUACAUAUGAAAGUAUCGAUGAAUAUACAUCACAAUAUGAAAGCUUAUAUACAAAUAUACAGCCUAAUCAGUAUAACAACCAAUAUACAGAUCAACAUAAUUAUCAACAUAGGUAUCAAUAUAAUGACAAUUAUAAUAAUAAGAAGUUUUCUAUAAAGAAAAAAGAGUACGAAACAUCCUUAGAAAAAAUGAAAAACACUUUAGAUGAUACUCUUCCAAACAAUACUCCUAUUCUUUCAACAACCGAUUUACAAAAAAAUAUAGAUAAAAUAAAAAAUACAGACUGGAUAACCAUAAAUGAUCCACAAGUAGAUGAAUGUGCUAAGGAAUUAAUGGAGUGUUUUUUAAAAUGGAAAAAUAAAAAUUAUAUUUCCAAAAAUUGGACUUUCAAUGAAUAUCCAAAUUGUAAAGAUUAUUAUUUUUCAUUAGUUUUUGGAGAUUUAAAAUCUUCUGAAACACUUAAAGGAAUAAUAGAAAUGAUACAUAUGAAAUAUAACCAUUUGUUGAAUAUAUACAAAGAGAUAAAUACACAAAAUAAUAUAUUAUAA